AUGGAGUACAAUGACGAGCUAUGGGGAAGGCAUCGACGAGCCGUUCACGCGAUAUGUGAGAGUAUGAGGCAGGCUACUCGGGAUCAACCCCUAUUCUCCGCCCACUACGACACCGUUAAUGCGGGGCCCAAGACGCACGCGGCCUCGUACACCAAAAUAUGCGCUGAGCUUGGUCACAGUGUGCAAAAGGUCACUUUCCUGACUGAUAAUGUAAAAGAGGCCGAAGCUGCCAUGCAAGCAGGUGUCUACACUGUUGUCGUUGAUCGCCCGGGUAAUGCGCCGCUGGAUGAUGAAGCGAGGGGUAAAUAUCCCGUCAUCGAGAAGUUGACUGAUCUACCAUGAUGGCAAUUGGUGCGUUAGUCACUCGUAUCGGAAUGAUAGACAGUCAGAUGACGAGGGUUUGGAGAUUGUGAGGUUCGGAUCGUCGAUUGAGUAUCAUGGGAGAUUUGGGGUAAAACAAUAUGAUUUCCCCUCCCUUUCUCCAUCUGCAUCUAUAGUACAAACUACGAGAACAUGACUAUGAGACCAUCGUAUGCGCAAGAUAAACAA
Molecule: messenger RNA, 549 nt
Organism: Pyrenophora tritici-repentis Pt-1C-BFP
Lineage: Eukaryota; Fungi; Ascomycota; Dothideomycetes; Pleosporales; Pleosporaceae
Source: RefSeq, a predicted model, not a curated record